This is a messenger RNA of Eucalyptus grandis, 1923 nucleotides long. RefSeq lists its product as uncharacterized. Gene Ontology annotation, molecular function: protein binding. NCBI's taxonomy places the organism in Eukaryota, Viridiplantae, Streptophyta, Magnoliopsida, Myrtales, Myrtaceae. The transcript has 2 exons. The coding region runs from base 101 to 1678 and encodes 525 amino acids. The record is from RefSeq and is a predicted model, not a curated record.
GACGCCUCCACAACUCCCCUCCUCCACCCCAAAAGCCCAAGUCUGUUUCUCUCUCUCCAUUUUUUUUUCUGUGGCGCAACUCACAGAGAGCGAGAGAGGGAUGCAGAUACUCGUCGGAGACAUACCCAUUGAGCUGCCCACUGAGGAGUCAGAUGGGUUUCUCGUCGGUACUGACGAGAAGAAGUACGAGAAUUGUCCUAACCUAGAAAGGCGGGAGGAGCGUCGUGUGGAGGAGCUAGAGGAGUGUCCUCGCCUAGAAGGGCAGGCGGAGCGUCGUGAGGAGGAGCUAGAAGCCUCCACCGACUCUGAUAUCAAACAGCUACCCAUCCGUUUGCCGGAUUCACUUCUUCUUCAAAUUUUCGGCCGCUUGUCCCCGGAGUCCUUCUGCCACUUGUCCCCGGUCUUGUGGAAAGACGCCUGUGUACGCGCUGAGGAUAUUAAUAGCUACUUCCCUGGAUGCAUUUAUGAGUGCAAAAACUGUGGCCGACAAUCCCGUACGCUUCAAGCACUCAGAGGAUGCAAUGGAUCCAUUCUGAUUAAGCUGCAACGGAUGAUGGAUGGUCAUGGAUCCAGGAUGAACAGCUUGCCGGCGAGAGCAAGACCAGACUGUCUCCCCUGGCCCCAUUCCUGUGAUCCGACUCAGAAGGUUUCUCCAGUCGAAGGCAGAAGCAGAAUGCGUGGUGAGUUCGAUUAUCUUACCACGCUCGAUUAUCUUGCUCCUGUAGACAGAGCUAUCGAUACUGUUGAAGAGGGAGAAAUAUGUCACCUGCAAGCAAGAGAUUACAGGUCCCUCUGGCUCCAUGGGAAUGAUUUUGGCGAAGGAACAAGCAGAAUGUACAGUCCCAUCUCUCACGGCGCAUAUCCAAGUGGCAAGUCGCAUGGUCUUAAUCAUGAACAUGCCAGAUCCAUCCCGCUGCAAGGCGGGAGGCUGUCCUUGGAUGGAACGGCCAAGUUGACUGAAAGCCAUUCCAAUUGCGAAACCUGGGACCCGCAUUUCCCUCAAGCCCGCAGAGGCCACGGACCCAAUCACCUUGAGCUGACACUGAUCAUAGGUGAUGACGAAUCCGGAUUGAAUAGAGGGAAAGCAAGACCACCCACGUCCCCCAAGUACGAUGGGCCAACUACAUCGAAUGUUUCUAGCGAAGGCAUGAGCACGAUGCUCAAUCCCGGCUCUAGCAGCGAGGUCAUUGUUCUUGCUCGUGAAGAAGGUGAUAUCGAGAUAGGAGGCACGCCUUUCUUGGAUCAGGUUCAGGGUGGGCAGGCACCGAUGUUCUGGGGAGAUUCCUCGUCCCAUGGUUCUGCUCAUGAAAACAGGGAUAUGGAGAUGGGAGGCACGCACACCUCAGAUCAUCUUCCUGGUGAGUCAGGAUCUGUGGAUAUCUGUCCCUAUCAUGUUGCUCGUGAAGACAACUGGGAGAGAUUGACCACCAUGGUAGAUCCGUUGCUCGCCGUGAUCUUUCAGGGUGUUUGUUCCCUUCUGGCUUACAAAAGUAGCGAUGGUUUGCUUGCUAGGAACGUGCUGUUUUAUGUCCUUGUGUUUGAUUGCAUGCUUGGCUUCUUAUUUGUUCUUGGAGGCAAAUGGUUCCGCUGUGCCAAAAUGAAAGCGAUCGGAUUGCUGGCUGCGGCACUGGGCUUUCUGAUGACCAUGGCCUUGGUCAUCAUCUACAAAAUUGGAUGAGCUAACUCGGAAGACCGCGGUCUCUCUCUUUUCGGAAAAUGAAGCACGAGUCUCAGUCCCAUCUAUGUGGUGGAUUUCAUGAUUUACUUUUUAUCUAUUUUUCUUCAGAAAAUGGAGCAUGAGUCUCCAGACCCCACGUAUUUGUUUUUUCAGAAAAUGGAGGAUGAGUCUCCGGAACCCACGUAUUUGGUGGAUUUCAUGAUUUACUUUUUUUUUCUUUACAAUUCCCCUCGGCUUCUCUAUUA